AUGUUGCUACUAAUCCUGAUACUUUUGGAUUUAACCGCAUCUGAAGUGGACGACCAGCAGUACUGUGCUCUACGAUACCAGCGCCUGUGUCAGGGGAAAAGACAGCAUGUCGCCUGCCAAUUUUCAUCACCCGGACCAGGCAACUUGUGCCAGAAUUACACUAAAAUUGAAUUCAAAAGUGACUUAAGGCAUUUUGUCAUUAAUUAUAUUAACAGGCGUCGUCAGCGGGUAGCGUCAGGAAAUGAGCGCGUGCGCGGCGGCGCGCAACUCCCGAGACCUGAAAUUAUGAUGUUAGUUAGUUGGGACAGGGAGUUGGCUUAUCUGGCCCAACGAUUGGCAGACCAGUGUGAAUUCGUGCACGAUGGUUGUCGAGCUACUGUACGUUUUCCGUACGCUGGCCAAAGCGUCGGCGAGGUUCGCUGGCGUCGUUCGAGCGACUCGGACAAGCUGAGUACACAGCGUGUUAUACGACGCGUGUUGGACGCGUGGUGGGGCGAGCGGAGACGUGUGCAGAUCCAACAACUGGUUGCACCUUUCAGACUUAAGCCGAAAGGAUCAGUUUGGGGUCACUUCAGUCAGCUGGCAGUGUGGACUCUCCGCGCGGUGGGUUGCGGGGCAGUGCGCCACGGAUUAGAACACACUAAAAUGCUCUUGGUCUGUGAUUUCUCCCACACCAACAUGCUUGGUCAAAGAACGCUCAUUCCUGGCCCACUAGCACCGUGUCCGGCACACACAAUGAGACGGCCAAGAACCGCUUAUCCGUUACUUUGUGCACCAGUAAGACGACAAAUAUCAUCGGAAAACGAUAAUUACGAAAAAGAAAAAUAUAAAGAUGAUUACGAUGACGAUUUUGGUCAUGAAUAUUCGGUUACAACUGAACAAUCAGAAGCCACGUCUCGUAUCAAAAUUGUGGAGACAGCUAUGUCUUAUAAAUAUUUGAAAGUAACACUAUCGGGAUAUAACAAUGAAUCUAUGAAUCUUAACACUAGAAUAAAUUAUUUAGAAGGACCAACGAGUCGACGUAUAUUAGAAAAAUUACAAGACGAGUUAGAAUUAAGCAACAAUGAGAAGCAGGUAGUUCCGAUGACUAAAUACCAGGAGUGGGUAACAAAGAGGCCUUAUUUUGGAAGACUGAGAGAAGAUCAAGAAAAUGUAAGAAAUACGCUAAAUACCUACGAAACUGAUGAAGAAGAACAACCUAGCCGUAUAUACUACAAGAAGUUUACAACAGCACUAAUCUUUAUGACGAAACAGAGUUCAAUUUUGAGGCAAAGGUGGAGACAGACAAGAUUAAGACCUCAAAGGCCUGGUGUGAACGCGCUUAUAAAAAGACCGCCAGAGAAAUCUGGUUCUUUGAAGCUGGAUCAAGACGAUGUGGACCAACUAUACCGCGACACUGGAUUCAAUGUCAAUUGGAGGCACCAGUCCUCACCUCGAUAA
This is a messenger RNA of Nymphalis io (European peacock), 1440 nucleotides long. RefSeq lists its product as uncharacterized. The coding region runs from base 1 to 1440 and encodes 479 amino acids. NCBI's taxonomy places the organism in Eukaryota, Metazoa, Arthropoda, Insecta, Lepidoptera, Nymphalidae. The record is from RefSeq and is a predicted model, not a curated record. The transcript is spliced from 12 exons.